Molecule: messenger RNA, 3091 nt
Organism: Nematostella vectensis (starlet sea anemone)
Lineage: Eukaryota; Metazoa; Cnidaria; Anthozoa; Actiniaria; Edwardsiidae
Exons: 6
Coding region: 145-1095 (316 amino acids)
Source: RefSeq, a predicted model, not a curated record
GUGGCGACACAUUACAAAAAGCCCACGCCAGCACAGAAAACAAGAGUUACUGUGAGUUACUGUGGAGAAUCCCACGUAAGGGGAAACUUUUUGAGAAAAAGAAAAGGCGAAAGCUAUUCCCUCCUACAGACAAACUCGCAAAAGAUGGUGUUCCUUAUCAUGUUUUACGUACAGAUGUUAUUUUUCGAGCCUUCAGUUGGAGUAAAAGGUAAACCGAAACCUGUGGCCCUCUACCCAUUGAACGCUCUCCACGAGACUCGUGACAUCAGCGACAAUGAGCUUCCGCCUGGGAUAGCGUCUAACGUCACACUUGGCAAGGGGCCUGAUGGGAGAAUGGGCGGGUCGUAUUAUUUUAAGGGGACGUCCAGUAGCUACAUCGAGAUCCCUUACCACGAGAAGCUGAAUACGAGGUAUUCCAUGAGUGCAUUGGCUAUAUUUAAGUCCGAAGCCAUUGGUCCCAUCAUCAACUACUGUAGAAACCGCUUCACCUUUCAUAUCUGGGCUAUAAUUGGUUCAACUGUACUCGGUAGAAUCAAUAAAAGCGCUACCCCCUCUACUUUGCCUUAUCAAAUGGGCGUCUGGUAUUCCGUGGCAUUCGUGUACGAUUACGAAACGGGGACACAAAGGCUGUAUCUGAACGGGGUGAAAGCGGCCGAGGGUACUCCUGGGAAGCAAGAACUUGGAACAAACCGCGAGAUACGUAUGGGGGCCGUAGUCCAUGACCCUAGAUACUUCCGUGGGUACAUCACGUGUCUUCAGAUCUACGAUCAGGCUCUCUCCCAGGAGGAAAUCAAACAAGUCAUGCACGCGUGUACACAAGUUCCCCAAAUCAAGGACACGUUAUUUGAACUAAAGCCCGGUUACUAUUUCGAGAAUCACGUGUUCUAUGAAGAAUCCUUCGUGCCCUUCCCCACACACUGCGUGGGUUACUGCCUCAUUGCCGGUAAAAUAUGCAAGUCGGUGAAUUAUAACAAGGCUCAAGCCGACGGAUUGUGCCAGCUCAACAACGCCACAGCCUCGGAAAAUGCAAAGAAGAUGUCGCCGAACGACAAGGCCUGGGAAUAUUACGAGCUAGUUGCACUUACGGUAGUGUAGAAUGACUCCUGACUCGGCUAGACAGCCCUCACCCCUCCUCUCUGAACAGACUGCGCUGUACACGAGACAACAGAGACCUUACGCAUGGACGACGGCGACGGCACCAAGAACGGCGCUCGUGCAUAUUCAAAAACGACCGUUGUCGUUUGCUGACGGCGCGCAUAAAACGUAAAAAUAGGAAAAUGGCGAUCGCGGACGACAACGCCGUUUUUUUUAGCAAUUCGUGAGUCCGCGCGCCGUUCUUGAUGCCGUCAUCGACGUCUUUGCGUUAGGUCCCUAUUAUGAAACUAGUCGAGUUUUAAAUUCAACUGAGCCCCUAGGCCUAUCCACUAAGGACGCAAAAAUACAGUGCAAGCGUCGUUUCCAAAUGAACCGCUUUGAAUAACUGCGAAACCAUGAAUGGAUUCAUCAAUUUUUGUACUGUAUGAUUCCAAGUUCAAGGGCAUUUUUACUGACAUGCGCAUCAAGUCUGCUUCAAACCGAGGCUUUAUACAUGCGUCCUUAGUCCGUCGGUCCAGCGGGUAUUAGUGGAAGAAGCCCAAAUAUAAGGAAGACUAAAAGGCCAUAUUUUCGUCUAAGAAUUAAACGUCGUUGUUGAUAAUCCAAUAAGAGGGAUGUAUCAAUUAGCAAAGAGGAUAAGGGGUGGUACAGGGUAGUUCACCAAAAUUAGUUGUAGAGAAUAGAUGGGGAAUUAGGCUAACACAUCACGCGCUGUUGUAAAUAUAAAAACUAGUUUAGUAGUUACAGGCCCCUCUUGGCUCUAAAAAUUGAUAAUACUAGUACCAGCUUAUUUCAAAAUCAGCCAAUCAGACCUUACAGGGUCGUAGCAGGAGGUGGGGCACUGGGGGCACGUGCCCUCCCAAUAUUAGAAAAUAUGUAUAAGGAAAUGACCAGUACGGGAAUGGCUGUACCCCCCCCCCCCCCCCAGGGGGGGGGGGGAGCGUGGCCCUCCACCCACAAUAUUUCGAGGCUUAUUAUCAGGAAUAAUAUGUACCAAGGCGGCUGUCAAGUACCAGAAGGGCUGCCCCUUCUACUUUAUUGCACACCGUUUGGUUCACAUGCGAGAUAGGGCGCCAGUAGGGGCAGGGUUUUCCGUACCUUCCGUGUAGGGAAAUAGGAUACUAGGGACAAUUUUACCCAUGUGAACGCAUUAUGUGGAGAUAGCCUUACCUAGGGGAGCUAAGAUUGGGUUGUUGAUCAAUCUGGCUUGAUAGUGACCACCCUAAAAGUUUGCCCACCCUCUGCCAGGGAUAGUGAAAAAGUUCAAGUAAACUGGUGGUAUCCCUGUCCUUACUGGGUGUGCGCCCAUAGGGGUAGGGGUAGAGGCACCGUAUUCCCAUGUUAACGUGGUCUUAUAUUGACCAGUAGGUGACUUGCACGAAGAGAUCACGUGACUUUAUUGGUGUAACCUCGCCCGACUUUUGGCGCUUAGGAAUAAGCCAGAAAGUUUCUUUGUCCAGAAGGGCUUAUUUCCAUUUGUGUGCUUAUUUUGACAGUGAGUUUGCCACUCGAAAUGUCGCGUGAUUCGUAGAUGAAACAUGUUUUAAACGGGCAAUUGCACAAUUGUAAAUACCAUUAGACGGUGAAGGUGUUGUUAGCGAGUGCAGGCUACCAAAAUAAGGAAAGUUGAUAAGGGACCGAUUUUAUUUCAUAUCUGAGGGGAGGUAAACAGACCAGCUACCUGGUUCGAUUUUCUCUCUUUGGCUUGCUACCUACCUGUCAGAUAUCAAAUGAUCCGUCCCUAAACCAAUGGUCGGGGUGGGAGGGGGGCGGAUAUAAGUAUGGGCUAGCGCUCUCCAAGGCUCUCCCUCAAUUUUCAAAUAUUUGGCUAUAUAUAAGAAAAUCCAGGGAGAUGACAAUGAAUCCGGCUCCCUUUACUUGAAACCCUUGCUUCGCCCUCCCCCGCACAACCCUGGAUCUGUCCCUGAUGGGUAAAUGUAUGUACCAAGUUCUUUAAAAAUUCUGGAAGAUCGAGAAUAAAAUAUUUGCACUUCAA